UGGGUAGGGAAUUUUAAGAAGAGGCACCCAGAAUUACAGUGUAAUCGUCCCAAAGUCAAGGAAAUCCAACGAGCAAGCGCAGAGACCGAUAUCCCUCGCAUGGAAGGCUGGUUUGGGGGUUAUGAAGGCACAGUCAUAAGAGAGGAAAUUCCUAUUUUCAACUCGCAAGAAAAAAACACCAGGCCUGUUGCUUUUCAGCCGGGGAAUAAGGAGUCAAUGACCGCUGUGGAUGCGAUCAACGCCAUAGGACAAGCAAUUCCUUCUUUCCUAAUC
Molecule: messenger RNA, 273 nt
Organism: Fusarium redolens
Lineage: Eukaryota; Fungi; Ascomycota; Sordariomycetes; Hypocreales; Nectriaceae
Exons: 2
Source: RefSeq, a predicted model, not a curated record